Messenger RNA from Aspergillus puulaauensis, 2208 nucleotides. Its product is annotated as RNA polymerase II mediator complex middle subunit MED1. The record is from RefSeq and is a predicted model, not a curated record. The transcript is spliced from 2 exons. Gene Ontology annotation, molecular function: transcription coregulator activity. Bases 1 to 2208 code for a protein of 735 amino acids. Gene Ontology annotation, cellular component: mediator complex. Lineage: Eukaryota; Fungi; Ascomycota; Eurotiomycetes; Eurotiales; Aspergillaceae. Gene Ontology annotation, biological process: regulation of transcription by RNA polymerase II.
AUGGCGACACCAUCUUCUAAACCGAACCCGGGAGCAACUCCUACACACCUUACCUCGUCGCCUCGUCCGCCGGGUGGCCCUAUGAACCGAACGAUAUCCCUGAAAUCACCAUCAACGAGAACCCCGUCCGCUUCGGGACAUGGCCAUCUGAACCAGUCCGCGUCAACCCAGCAGUACGCGACUCCUAUGGGGGUAACCGCAGACAACGAUAAUGCGAUCUCGUUCAGCUCACCCUCCGCCCUGCUUCUCGGCGCCUAUCCCGGGAUUAGCCCGUCUCCUGCCGUUCAUGAUGCACUAGUUGGAACAGGGAUACAUGAUAGCGACAUCCAGGCGUUGGGAAUGUCGGGUUUGAAGCUUGGGAAUGCCCGGGAUAAUGAUGAGGAGCGCAGGAGGCAUAUCAGCGAAGUCGUUCAGCUGCUGCGAGCGCGCGUGGCGGGUAGGGGAGUGUGUAGAGAGGGAAUCGAGCGAUUAAGCGACCUCGAGCGGUUUGAGUCGAUUUGGCAAGACGAUAAUUUGAACAUUGCUGGCAACUUCGUUGAUCUAGAAAUUGAUUUUUACCGCGGCCAGAAUGUGGUCAAGGAUGUUAGCUUGAAAUAUGCUACUCCGGAGGCCACUGAAGGGGAAAGUCGUGAGGAGGCUACGGCUGUUUUGAAGCGCGACUUGAUACAGAUACCCGAAGACGGCCGGCGCGGUACUUGGAAGAGUCUGGACAACUUUCAUAAAAACCUGCAAUGGCUUGCCCGACAUGAUAAACUUAGCGAAGAGGUGAAUUGCUUCCAGGCCAUCGAAGGUCUCUACGAGAGCAUGAAACGUUUAUGGAGCGCGGAAGGCACCCAGCGCAAGUACUCCGGCGACAAUGACCACCUCUGCAGCGGCAAUGUGGGAAGGCCGAGCCUUCAUAGAGGCGGUAGAAUAGGUCUUUGGUUGGAUUACUGGGUGUCCCGUGCCCGAGUCCUAGACGCGAAACUGCAGAGAUCUUCCGACGCAAUGGCGAUAGACAACCCGUCUGAAUACCCCGCCAAUGAGGAAUCGGACUAUACCAAUGGAGACUGGAGGAUUGCAGUUGAGUGCGAGGAGGGUUACCCGUCUCUUCGCGUAUCCAAGGACUGGAUCGGGCCCGAUGCUUUUACUGUGGUUCACAACGAUGGCGAAGCGUCGUCGUCAACCAACCCGCCGGAAUCAGAUGUCACCGUAGUCAACUGGACUGAUCCACCAGCGACUUUAACUGACAACCAAGGGUCUUCUGAGAAUAUGGAUCUCGACUCUGGCAUGUUGGGCUCGUCGUCUCCUAACCGUCGGUUUGUUGCUAGGCUGGAGCCACCCCUUGACAUACCGUUCAUGGUAGCGGACCAGGUCUACCGGCACCUGAAUAUAGAGAUGCCGCAGGAUUACAAAAUGCUGACGUACGAUGGGUUACUAGCCCCAGGCUGGUCCCCAUUGUCAGCUGCGGGAGCACUCGGCCCAGAAGACCCUACUCAAAUCGAUCGGAGGAGAAGCAGAGUAUCCGUGCCGUCGCUUGACGACGAGGGUAAACCGUGCACGAAGUGGCACAGUUACACGUUCCAACCAUUUGAAUCUGCGGGUGGAAGAACGUUAAGAGAUAUCCCGUUCUCUCACCCACGGCAACUCGCAGAUAUCCUUCCGACUUUUCGACAGUAUGCCCUUCUAGCGAACAUAAUCCGCGGUAAAUUCCCGCUGGCGUCAAAAUCAGACGAUCAAAAUAAUUCAGAUGGAAAGGAAUAUAAGACGGAACGCAACGAGGAUGUAACAAUAUUGAGCAAUGAAAAUCCCAACAUGAAGAAGCUCAAUACGUUGCUGGGCUUGAGUCAAGCAGAUGGAGUUGACGCGGACGACCUCAAAGUGGACGUGACAUUGCGGACCAUUGGGCAAGCCCCGAUGAUUAUGCUACUAUUUACUGUGGAUCAUCCUUCAUCCGCGGAGUCAAAACCUGAAGACGUUGUUCUCACCAAGGCUUCAAUCAGUUUCGAAAUUGGAAUAAAUGGACGUGUCUCUGUGGUGGACGUGACAGGAUUGCUGGGCGACGAGAAUAACACUCUCAACGACGCUAAUGCAGACGGACAAACAACCGCGGGGUCGACCAACGAACUGCGAAGCAAGCUGGCGUAUGUGCUUGAGACAUCCCAAGACAUUGGCGUCCUGGUGGAAUGGGUCCUCCGAUGGGCACGUCAGCAAAAGAGCCGCGGGUGA